This is a messenger RNA of Ziziphus jujuba (common jujube), 1596 nucleotides long. RefSeq names its product probable carboxylesterase 18. Lineage: Eukaryota; Viridiplantae; Streptophyta; Magnoliopsida; Rosales; Rhamnaceae. The record is from RefSeq and is a predicted model, not a curated record. The transcript has a single exon. Gene Ontology annotation, molecular function: carboxylic ester hydrolase activity. Gene Ontology annotation, biological process: pollen tube growth. Bases 241 to 1287 code for a protein of 348 amino acids.
UAUGGAGUUGCAGUGUAACUGGCACUGCUAGGGCAUGAAUGAGAAAGCCAAUCACUAAUUUGUUUAUAUUCAAUUUUAUUUUAACCAAAUUUCAGUUUUGCAGUUAAAAAAAAAUUGUCCCCACAUCCGGCUUGAGCCAUCCAUUCUAUCUGUCUAUCUAAUAAGAGCAUAUGUCCUCCUCAACCUUAAUUUAAAUAUUUAAAUAAAUUUUGCAUUUCUCCAAGGCAACUGAAUUUUACAAUGUCGUCGUCGUCUGUGCCAUCAUCAUCAAAUUCAAAGCCUUGUCUCCCAUGGCGGACUCGUCUCGCCGUGUCUUUCCUCUCUCUGCUCACCGACACUGCUCGCCGUCCCGACGGCACCAUUAACCGCCGACUCCUCCGUCUACUCGACUUCAAAUCCUCCCCGACCCCUACCUCCCCACUUCACGGCGUCACAUCCCGCGACCACACCCUCGACCCCUCCCGCAACCUCUGGGUACGAGUCUUCGUCCCCCACUACUCUUCUUCCUCACAAUCCCAAUCCCAAUCCCUCCCCGUCAUCGUCUUCUUCCACGGCGGCGGCUUCACCUUCCUCGACCCCGCCUCCUUCGCCUACGACGCCGUCUGCCGCAAGUUCGCUCGCAAGAUUCCCUCCAUCGUCGUCUCCGUCAACUAUCGCCUCUCCCCCGAACAUCGCUAUCCUUGUCAAUACGACGACGGUUUCGACGUCCUCAAAUACCUCGACCACAACGGCACUUCCCUCCUCCCGGAAUUCGCCGAUCUCUCCAAGUGCUUCCUCGCUGGAGACAGCGCCGGCGCCAACCUGGCACACCACGUGGCGGUGAGGGCGGCGGCGGAGCAGUUGAUGAAAAGCCUGAAAGUGGUGGGGUUGGUAUCCAUACAGCCGUUCUUCGGAGGAGAGGAGAGGACGGAGUCGGAGAUUCGGCUGGCGAAGGCGCCGCUGGUUUCGUUGGCGCGCACAGACUGGCUGUGGAAGGUGUUCUUGCCGGAGGGGUCCAACAGGGACCACCCGGCGUCCAACGUGAGCGGGCCAAAUGCUGUUGAUAUAUCGGGUUCUGGUGGGUAUCCGGAUACUCUGGUGUUCGUGGGAGGGUUGGAUCCGCUGCAGGACUGGCAGAGGAGGUACUGGGAGUGGUUGACGAGAUCCGGGGUCAAGGCGGAGCUGGUGGAGUAUCCCAACAUGAUCCAUGCAUUUUAUGUGUUUCCCGAAUUGCCCCAGGCCCACCAACUAAUUACGCAGGUCAAGCAUUUCGUCAAUGCAAAGUGUCAUACUAUUGAUCCUUCUUAAUCUUUAUUAUUAUUAUUAUUAAUUUGUUUUUACUUGUUUAUUUUCCAAGUAGAAUUAGCAGCUAUUAGCUGGAAGCCUGAGGGAUAUCAAUAAUAUUAAAUUAUCUUAUAUUAUGAGCUUUGCAAUCAUAAAAAGAAUAUCAUAUAUCAGCUUUGUAUAUGUAAAUAUGUAAUUGUCUGUAUUCGGUUUUUAAAAAUUGAGCGAGGUAGGUAAUGUGCUCCGCACAUAUCCAAAGUAGUAAUAGUGUGAUUAAACGUUCUUGUCAGUAUAAAGACAGUUUCAUCAUUCUGUCUCUCUUUUAUUCUUUUA